AUGGAAUGGAAGUUGAAGUUUCCGAAUGCAGUGGUGCACAGGCUCACAGAGUCAGGCUCGGAUCAUGCUCCAAUUUUGAUGGAAACCGAACCUCAAUCCUGGCAUAGUAAAAGGCGGUUUAAAUACCAGGAACGUUGGUGUGGAGAAGAGGAUGUCAAGAGAAUUGUCAGUGAAGUGUGGAGAAUGGAAGUUGUAGGCUCGGCUAUGUUCUCUUUGGCCCAAAAGUUGAAAGUUUGUAGACAUAGACUAGUUCAAUGGCAGAAAACUCACAAAGCAAACUCCCGAAAAGAAAUUGAGGACCUUCAAGCUAAAAUAGAGGAGUUGCGGGUGGCUGGAAUCAAUGGGGGAGAGGAGGUUACCAGUUUGGAAGAGAAGUUGGAGCUAGCAUAUUUGAAAGAAGAGAGCUAUUGGCGAGAAAAAUCUAGAAUCAAGUGGCUAAAAGAAGGAGAUCAGAAUACUAGAUUCUUUCACCAGAAAUUUCAAUCAAGAAUGCGAAGGAACAGAAUUUGGAGAUUAGUGGGGAGGGACAAUGAGAUUGCAUCGAAACCGGAGGAUAUUGCAAAGGUAGCUGAGGACUACUUUUGCGAUAUUUUUACUUCUUCUUGUUCGGCUGAUCCGAAUCCAUACUUAGAGGAUUUGGAGUCUAAGGUUACAGCUUCCAUGAACCGUAGGCUCCAAAGGCCAGUAACUAUGGACGAGGUCAAAAGAGCUACAUUUAGUGUUCAUGCUCAGAGUGCUCCUGGUUUUUGUGCAGAAGGACUUUCCUUCUUGCUACACAAGGCAGAGCAAAACAGAUUAAUUCAAGGAGUUCAAGUUAAUCGGAGAUGCCAAACAAUUAAUCACCUUUUGUUUGCUGAUGAUUCAAUCUUUUUUUGCAAGAGCGCACCUAAUACAAGCCAAAGCAUUCUAGAAUUGCUAGAGACCUAUGAGGGUUUUAGUGGGCAAAAAGUCAAUUUGAAUAAGUCGGCUAUCUUUUUCAGUCACAACACUCCUCAGAACACAAGACUAGCAGUUGCUCAGACACUAAAUAUUGAACAUAUCGGAGCACAAGACAAAUACCUGGGACUGCCCUCUAUAGUUCAAAAAUCAAAGAAAGCAACCUUUGGAGCUAUCAAGGAUAAAGUUCAGAAGAGGAUUAUGUGUUGGAAAAGAAGUAUAUUGUCAUCAGGUGGCAGGCACACGCUAUUGAGAGCGGUGGGGGAGGCGAUUCCUAUUUAUACAGUCUCUUGUUUCAAGCUCCCGGACACGCUGUUGACUGAGAUUCAUAGCAUGCUCUCGCAAUUUUGGUGGGGUCAAAAAGGCGUAGAACGAAGAAUGGUUUGGAUUAAAUGGGACACAAUGACGAGACCAAAGAAAGAUGGAGGGCUGGGGGAUCAAGGAUCUAAGGGCGCAAAAUUUGGCUUUAUUGGGCAAGCAAUGUUGGCGUCUAAUGAAAUACCCUAA
This is a messenger RNA of Arachis ipaensis, 1443 nucleotides long. RefSeq lists its product as uncharacterized. The record is from RefSeq and is a predicted model, not a curated record. NCBI's taxonomy places the organism in Eukaryota, Viridiplantae, Streptophyta, Magnoliopsida, Fabales, Fabaceae.